Molecule: messenger RNA, 2647 nt
Organism: Manis pentadactyla (Chinese pangolin)
Lineage: Eukaryota; Metazoa; Chordata; Mammalia; Pholidota; Manidae
Gene: ZNF274
Product: zinc finger protein 274
Exons: 8
Coding region: 133-2232 (699 amino acids)
Biological process (GO): negative regulation of transcription by RNA polymerase II
Molecular function (GO): DNA-binding transcription repressor activity, RNA polymerase II-specific; RNA polymerase II cis-regulatory region sequence-specific DNA binding
Source: RefSeq, a predicted model, not a curated record
GUCAAGAUGGCCACCCCCGGGCGAGGCCGGGCGGGGCGCGCCGUGGGGGUGUCUGGGAGUUGUAGUCCGAGCCCGCGCGCUGACGCACUUCGCCGCUAGCCGACGGGCGCCAUUGUGCGCCGCGCGCGGUUGAUGGAGCUGCUAAUGGGCAGGCAGGCUCCUCGGCGUAGCCUCACACCCCUUCCACCUCCCAAAUUCGACCUUCUCAGGACUGUGCCCACGCCCCCGAGACCCGUCAAAGAGGAGGAAAAUAUGGCCUCCCUGCUUCCGACUGCCUGGUUCCGUGAACCAGUGAUCUUUGACGAUGUGACCCUCGGUUUUACCCCGGAGGAAUGGGAACUGCUGGACCUUGAACGGAAGUCCCUGUACAGGGAGGUGAUGCUGGAGAACUACAGGAACCUGGUCUCAGUGGAACAUCAGCUUUCCAAGCCAGAUGUGGUAUCUCAGUUAGAGGAGGAGGAAGAGCUCUGGUCGGUGGAGAGAGGAAUUCCUCAAGACACCUUUUCAGAGUGUCCUGAGCCUCCACCGGAUCCUCAGUUGGAUCCUCUUCCUGCUGGGAAUCCCCUUAUGAAAAUAGAGGUUGUUGAAGUCCUCACACUGAACCAGGAGGUAGCUCGUCCCCGGAACGCCCAGAUCCGUGCCCUCUAUGCUGAAGAUGAGGGCCUGAGCCCAGACAGCCCCAGAGAGCCCACUCAACAUCCUGUCACGCAUCCAGCUGACCCUGAGGCUGCUCGUCAGAGGUUUCGGGGAUUCUGCUUUGAGGAGGUGACAGGGCCCCGAGAGGCCCUGGCCCGGCUCCGGGAGCUGUGCCGCCACUGGCUGCGGCCCGAGGUGCACUCCAAGGAGCAGAUGCUGGAGCUGCUGGUGCUGGAGCAGUUCCUGGGCGCGCUGCCUGGGAAGCUGCGGAUAUGGGUGGAGUCGCAGCAUCCAGAGGACUGCCUGGAGGCGGUGGCCCUGGUGGAGGAUGUGACCUGGAUAUCUGAGGAGGAAGCAUUGCCCGCCAAGGGCCCCCCCUGCCCUCCUGAGACCACAGCUCAACCGGAGGAAGAGGAGGAUGUAGCUGUCUGGCCAGCAAAGAUGCCACCGGAGGAUUUUCAAGCAAACCCCCAAAGCAGGGGCACCCCCUGCACCGCAGUGUCCCAGCCAGCCUGCCUCCUGCCGCCCGCUGGGCAGACACAAAGUGUGACGUUGCAGGAGCCAGUGACCUUCCUGGACAUAGCCGUGGACUUCAGCAAGGAGGAGUGGGGGCUGCUGGACCCUUCGCAGAGGACCGAGUACCACGACGUGAUGCUGGAGACCUUUGGGCACCUGGUCUCUGUGGGGUGGGAAGCUACACUGGAAAGCAAACAGUUAACUCCGGAGUCUAACAUUGCGGAGGAAGAACCCGCCCAGGACCUGAAAGUGGAUGAGUCCCCAAAGGGUGGUGCCUGGGCCUCCGCCUCGAGAGGCGUCUUGCCAGCCGGGGCCCCAGAGGCCCUAGACACGGCGCUGAAACAGGUGGCGCUUCCCCAGGAAAGGUCCCUGCCCCAGAAGCUGCACCGUGACAGCUCCCGGCCCCAGGCAGCCACCGCCCUGGACACAAGCCCCGUCCUGCUGCAGAGGACUCUCACCGGGAGACGCUUGCGCACCCGUAGCUCCCGGGUUAAAAAAGUGACGUGCAAUCCCCGGGCAAACAUUCAUCAGAAGAGCCACAGGGCGGGGAGAGCCCGGGAGAGUGGCCGCGGGAGGACCUUCGGCCGAGGACCUCCGCACGUCACAUUCACAAGGAUUCACAAAGGGAGCCCGGUCUGCCGGUGCAGCGAGUGCGGCAAAACGUUCCGGAACCCAAGGUACUUUUCUGUGCACAAGAAAAUCCACACCGGCGAGAAGCCCUACGUGUGCGGGGACUGCGGGAAGGCGUUCGUGCAGAGCUCCUCGCUCACCCAGCACCAGAGAGUCCACACCGGGGAGAGGCCGUUCGAAUGCCGGGAGUGUGGGCGCACCUUCAACGACCGCUCGGCCAUUUCCCAGCACCUGAGGACCCACACGGGGGCCAGGCCCUACCCGUGCCAGCACUGCGGGAAGGCCUUCCGCCAGAGCUCGCACCUCAUCAGGCACCAGCGGACGCACACCGGGGAGCGCCCCUACCCGUGUAACAAGUGUGGGAAGGCCUUCACCCAGAGCUCGCACCUCAUCGGGCAUCAGAAGACACACAGUGGGGUGAGGUGCAAGAAGAAACAGCCUGCCGCCUAGCCCUCGAGGGGGUUGGGGGGCCCGGGCCUUGUCCGCGUGGUCCUGCACCGUCCUGCAGGGCCUGGUCGGGAUUCAGGACCAGCGUGGAGAGAGGCGCCGAGCGGUGGUGUUCUCUUAAGGCCGCAGGAGACCGCCCUGCGUACAAGUAAACGUGAAAACCGGUGGCGAGUUGUUGCUAAUGAAUCCAACAAUUGGAAACACAGAUCUACACUUUUUAUUCAGUUGCUUUGUUGUAAUUAUUUGUUCAUUUGGCCACCAAGAGUGAUAUUAGUGAAACCUGAAAAUGCUCAUGAUGUAUGUUUGAAAAGCCAGGUACCAAAAAGUCUGUGCACUGAUGUAUUUGUGAUAAAAUAUUUAUGCAUAUGGAUAAGGAUUAAAAGAACAUGGAUAAAUAAAGUAUAUUUCUAUGGUAGAA